GUUGUCAAAAGGUGCCCGCAGAUGUACUAUUCUAAGCCGUUCACUAUCCAAUCGAGUCUCUGCUGACGGUUUAAUCAGACCAUUGGAGACACGUCUUUUCGCCUCUCGCACUUGGGCACGCAUAACCACCCACGAUGGGGAAACAAGGCAAGAAAGGCAAGGCCAAGCCAGAUAACAAGCAGAAGAAUAAGAAGGGAAAGGGUCAGGAUGCGCCAGAUAACCAGACACCUCCACCCGCACCUGCCUCACAGGAACCAAAAGAGCAGCAGCCAGAGCAGCCACGGCAGUCGGACGCAGAGCCCGAGACGCAAGUCAACUCUCCAUCGUCAGAAACAGCUCCCGCCACUGGCUCGCUGCCGGAACCAACGCAAGAACCAGAGGUAGUCCCAGAGCCAGACGUGCAGCAAGAGCACUCAUUGCCUGAAGAACACUUGCAACCUGAGGAGCAAGUGCAGCCCGAGGAACAGCUACAGCAACAAUCGGAGGAGCAGUGGCAAUUCGAAGGGCAAUCACAACCCCAGGAGCAGCUCCAUUCUGAGGACCAGCUGCAGCCAGAAGAUCAAUUACAAGCCGCCGAGCAGAUCCAACCUGCAGAGCAGCUACCACUCGACGAGCAAUUACACUCCGAGAACCAGAUACAGCCUGCGGAACAGCUACCUGAAAAGCAAUUUCAGCCCGAGGAGCAAUUUCAACCUGCAGAACAGCUACCGCUUGAAGAGCACUUGCAGCCGGAGCAGUUCCAACCCGAAGAGCAGUUCCAACCCGAAGAGCAGUUUCAGCCUGAAGAGGAGUUUCAGCGUGUCGAACAGCUACUGUCGGAAGAGCCGACACAGCCUGUUGCCGAAAAUACCCCACCCUCGUGGGCAGACGCCGACCACAGUGUUCCACUUGACAAUCCUGAGAUGUCCAUAGACCAGCAGCAGGACGCGGACGAUGUCCAACUCGCCUUCACAACCCCUCGAGAAUCCCACUUCAAAGAAUUUGACAACGACCCGUUCGUCGACGGGACCGGGCCUAGUAACGGAGAGCAUACCUACCACGAAACAAACGGUGGUCCUUUGGAACCACCAGAGCAGGCGCCGGUGACAGCACCUCAGACCCCCACGUGCCUCCAGGAACCUGCCUCGGGUGCUUUGCCGUCGCCCUCUGAGACAGAACGCCAGUUCAUCCCGGGUUCUCCUCGGUCUAACACUGGUCCUCUCGAGGUCGAUACACAUGCAGCGAAUAUGUCGAACCCUUUCGUUUCGUCAGCGGUUGCGUCGCCAGCUCCUCACGCCUCUUCACCAGUGCAUCAGACAACUCCACCCGCAUCCAAGCCUGCAACUCCCGUGCCAGAGGCCACUUCAGCGGCCCUAGAGCCCAUCUCACCGUCAGUCAAACCAGCUUCGCCCAACGUGCAGGUGGCUCCUACACCCCCAAUCACGUCCCCCAUACCGCAACUUGCUUCGCCAGUCCCGCAGCCGGUUUCAUCUUCCCCUCGGGCUUCUCCCAUGGCCCAACCUGCUUCACCAUUGUCAGAGACUGCUGGUCCUGUUCAAAAGCCUGCUUCUCCGGCACCGCCGCCGUAUUCUACAAACCAUGCCCCUUCGCCCGUUCUACACUCUCCGUCCCCCAAAACCGCUUCUCCUGUGCGCAAGUCCAGCUCCUCGGCUGCCAAGACCGCGUCUCCUGGACAGAGGAGGGCCUCUCCGGUUCCCAAAUCCGCCUCCCCCUUACCCAAGGCCAGCAGUCCCCUGGCCCGCCCAUAUAUGUCUCCGAUGAUGGCCCCCCACGUGACGCAUAUGCCGCAGUCCAUGGGAUCUAUGCCUCCCCCAACUGCCCCCGUCACUAUGGCGCCCAGUUACGCUGCCGCUUACCAGUCCCCGGUGAUGAGCUCCGCGGGGUUCUUGCCGCCGUACCACCCAUACUAUCACGCCUCUCCCACCAUGCAUCACGCCGCGCCCCAGCAGACUCCCAACACCGCGUCUUUCCAAGCCCUGCGCGAUCUAGGGUUCGGGGGCGCACCUGGGAUCAACGGCAAGGGGACCAUGUCGCCUCCGGAGCACCAUGACGAGCCCAUCGAGCUUCUACAAAGGAUCCAGGAUGCUAUUCCCGACAUCAGCCGCCUAAUGGGCAGUUACAGGAACACCAAGAGCAAGCUGCACAAUCGCGAAAUCGAGUUCAAGCAAUUGGAGACGCAGCAUGAGCAGGCCAUCAUGUCCAAGGACUUCUACAUUGAAGCCCUACAGAGCCAGAUGCGGAAAGCGGCCAAUGAGAGCGCAGAGGAGUCGAGGAACCUUAAAAACUCGAUCAACGAACUGCGCAUGGAGUUGGGGAACCUUGAAGAGAAGUGGAAAGACCUUGAGGAGAGAUACGAGGACUCGGAGAAAGCCAACGUGGAGUUGUCGCAUUCGAAAUCCGAGCUUGAGACGCAGGUCCGAAACCUCAACCACGACUUGGAGGAAACCCGCGAAAGCCAUGCGAAGGAGCUGGAGCGACGGACGGAAGAGCAAGAGCAAGCCCUGACGACUCAGAAGCAGGAGUUGACCGAGUUUUUCGAGGAGAUCAAGGCGGAAGAUGAGAAGGCGGCGGCCGAGGCCUUGGCCGCGCGCGAGAAGGAGCUCCUCGACGACCAGGAAGCGAUGAAGGCCGACUACGAGAAGCAGAAGGAGGAGAUGCAGGCGUCGCGUGACGCGCUCCAGUCCGAGUUUGACUCCACGGUGGCCGAUCUCAAUACGACCAAGACGCAGCUUGAAGACAAACACAACGAGUUAGAGCAGACGAAGGAGCAACAUGCUAAGGAGGUUGCGGAUAUGCAGCAGUCGCAUACCGAGGAGGUGGAUUCUCUCAAGGCCAGCCACGCCGAGGAGGUGGCCGGGUUAGAGAAGGAGAUUGCGGAACGACUGGAACAGAUCGCCAAGCUGGAGGAAGAGGGCGCUUUCAAGGAUCGGCAGCUUCAAGGUGCCACGGAAGGGAUGCGCCUGACGAUUGAUAAUCUGGGCAAUGACUGUGACCGGCUGCGGAAGACCCUGACCAGCCUCGGAGAAGCCACUGACCUGAAGAGCACGAAGGGUGAUUCUUUCUUGUAAGUGCCCUAGUGCAUUGAGACUGCAUCGCAGUCGAAGACCUUUUGCUUUUCAUCCUUAUUUCAUUUCUUUUUACUGUUUUUCGAUCUUCUGUCUCUGAAAGCAUUGACAUGCCUCUCCUUUAAAACUUUCAUUUGUAUCCUUUCUUUGUGUUUUUCUUUCUCUUUUCCAAAACAGAACCAGACCACAUUGCAUAUCUCGGUCUUUCUCUUCUUGUUCAUGUCUUUUUUCUUUCUGUCUUUGUUUUUUUGGAUAGAAC
Molecule: messenger RNA, 3324 nt
Organism: Aspergillus candidus
Lineage: Eukaryota; Fungi; Ascomycota; Eurotiomycetes; Eurotiales; Aspergillaceae
Exons: 1
Coding region: 135-3068 (977 amino acids)
Source: RefSeq, a predicted model, not a curated record